Molecule: messenger RNA, 977 nt
Organism: Drosophila ananassae
Lineage: Eukaryota; Metazoa; Arthropoda; Insecta; Diptera; Drosophilidae
Gene: Dak1
Product: UMP-CMP kinase
Exons: 1
Coding region: 1-771 (256 amino acids)
Biological process (GO): CDP biosynthetic process; 'de novo' pyrimidine nucleobase biosynthetic process; UDP biosynthetic process
Cellular component (GO): cytoplasm; nucleus
Molecular function (GO): UMP kinase activity; ATP binding
Source: RefSeq, a predicted model, not a curated record
AUGUGGCGGGCUUUCGCGCGAACGGCAAAGACACUCUUCGAUUGUGGGCCACCACCACCACAAGGAUUACAACCACUAACGCUGAAUCAGCAGGUAUUGCGACAUUCCAUCGGAAGCAAUUUUUGCAAGAAGUACCUAUCCGCCCCGGCCCCCUCCACGUUUUCAACAUCAACUUAUAAUAUGAGUUCCGAAAAGCCAAAGGUUGUGUUUGUGCUAGGCGGACCUGGUGCCGGAAAGGGCACACAAUGCUCAAGGAUUGUAGACCGCUUCCAGUUUACGCAUCUCUCUGCCGGAGAUUUGCUGCGGGAGGAGCGAUCCCGCGAAGGCUCCGAGUUCGGCACCCUAAUCGAGGAUUACAUCAGAAACGGCAAGAUCGUGCCCGUGGAGGUCACAUGUUCGCUGCUGGAAAACGCCAUGAAGGCCUCUGGUAAAUCAAAGUUCCUCAUCGACGGAUUUCCCAGGAAUCAGGACAAUCUGGACGGCUGGAACCGUCAGAUGUCGGAUAAAGUGGACAUGCAGUUUGUGCUGUUUUUCGACUGCGGCGAGGAUGUGUGCGUCCAGCGAUGCUUGGGACGUGGCCAAAGUGGUUCCGGCCGGUCGGACGACAACAUGGACAGUCUGAAGAAGCGCAUCUCCACCUACAAUAACGACUCAUUGCCGAUCAUCAAGUUCUUCGAGGGCGCCGGCCAAGUGAAGAAGAUCGACGCAAGUCCUGGCGCAGAUGCGGUCUUCGGCGAUGUGGAACGCGUGUUCGUGGCCAGCGGCUUCUAAACAUUAGACAUUUCCUGUCUGGUUCUUUGUGCAGUGUUAUCUUGAAUUUCCUACACCCCUCAGAAAUACAUACAUAUACGCUUGUUAAUGCUAAUUACGAGUAAUCAAUAGUGGGAGAGGUAGCACUUGUUUUAAACACCUGAGGUUAGUGGCAACAGACCGUUGAAUACUUUUAUACUUUAGAUAAAAUAAAUGCUUAAAACCAA